Molecule: messenger RNA, 1882 nt
Organism: Phlebotomus papatasi
Lineage: Eukaryota; Metazoa; Arthropoda; Insecta; Diptera; Psychodidae
Product: beta-1,4-N-acetylgalactosaminyltransferase bre-4
Exons: 5
Coding region: 193-1422 (409 amino acids)
Biological process (GO): glycosphingolipid biosynthetic process; carbohydrate metabolic process
Molecular function (GO): N-acetyl-beta-glucosaminyl-derivative 4-beta-N-acetylgalactosaminyltransferase activity
Source: RefSeq, a predicted model, not a curated record
UGUUCACAUUUAGUCUCUAUCUGUCAGUCAGGUACUGCGAAGCACUGCCCUCGCACAAAGAAAAUUUUUAUCUGAUUAGUAAAUUAUUACUUUGCUGUGGGAAAAAGUGCUUGCUAUAGAACUAUGACGACGGAGUCAGAGGAAACAAAAUACUCCUUUUGAAAUAAUAUUGGAAAAGAAUCUCAUGGCCCGAUGGCAUCGAGUUGGGGCCGAGCGCACGCAAUUAAAGCGGCGUUGUUGGUCGGAUUUAUCUUAGUAGUACUUCUGAAUUUCUUCAGUUAUCACUAUGAUGUCAAAUUUGACAAAUUAACUCAUAUAAAAGCACUAUCUCAUACAAGUUCUCCGUUGUUGUGGCCAAAGCGAACCCGUUCUAGUUCCGAAGUGACUAAUAUAACACAUACUCAAUCUGCAACUGCAAUUUCAACAAAUAUUUCAACGUCCACUGUUGAAGAUCCAAAACUUAUUAAUAUCAGUAAUAUAUCUAUAAACACAACUGCUCCUCAAAUUCUCAACGAAUCGCUUCCAAUGGGCUUGGAGCACUUUACACGAUCUCCUGAACAUCCUGUAACGGGAAGUACCAAGUUUAUCAAGAGCUUAAUGACCACUCUAGGUCUUAAUGCAUGUCCUUCAGUGCCACCAGAUUUAGAAGGACCAAUUGAGGUGAACAUAACAUCAGACACUAUUGGCAACAUUGAACGUUGGCUGGCGCCAAAAUUGAAACCUGGAGGUUGGUUCAGUCCAACAGAAUGCAAUGCAAAAGAUCAUGUAGCCAUUGUUGUUCCCUUUCGCGAUCGGGAACCCCAUUUACCAAUCUUCCUCAAGAAUCUCCAUCCUUUUCUACAGCGACAACAAAUAAACUACGGAAUAUUUAUUGUUGAACAAACAGUUGGAAAUUUAUUCAAUAGAGCUGCUCUCAUGAAUGUUGGCUUCAAGGAGGCCUCUAAGAUGUCUCAUUGGGAUUGCUUCAUCUUCCACGACGUUGACCUUUUGCCAAUGGAUGAUAGAAAUUUGUACGUAUGCCCAGAUCAACCGCGACACAUGUCAGUAGCAGUGGAUACUUUUGGAUUUAAGUUACCCUAUAGUACAAUUUUUGGUGGUGUGUCAGCUAUGACGACAAAGCAAUUUUCAGCUGUGAAUGGAUUUUCUAAUUCAUUUUGGGGCUGGGGCGGAGAGGACGAUGAUAUGUCAAAUCGAUUGAAGCACAUGGGGUUCCACAUAGCCAGAUACCCAAUCAAUAUAGCGCGAUAUACAAUGUUGACCCACAGAAAAGAAAAAGCUAAUCCAAAGCGCUAUGAAAAACUUGUCUCGGGAUCAAAACGCUUCGAGACGGAUGGUCUCAAUUCGUUAAAAUAUAUCAUUAAGGAUAUUCAAAAGAAGCCACUAUAUACAUGGAUUUUAGCGGAAAUACCAGAUGGUAGCUGAUAAGUGAUGAACUGGUUUUGGAAUUUAGGAUAGAUAUAAUUGCGUGAGACAGAAAGAAUCUCAUUACUAAUUUUCUAAAAAAAAAAAUUAGUUUAAAAUGAUAUUGAAAAUGUGUGAUAUAAAAUUAGCAGUUGGCAAAUAUUUUGAUCUGAUAAGGAAGAAACAGAUAAGAUCUGUAUUCAGUUGAUAUUACAAUACAUUGCUAUUUGUGAUUACGUAUAUUUAAAUUUUAAACUGAUUUGUAUAGCUCAUUUAUAAAUUAUUAUAUGUUUACACAUAUUGAGACAAAUUUAAGUUUCUCCAGACAACAAAUGCUUCCUUUUGAAAUUUUAUUAAUAAAAUAAGAAAAUUUUGAUAGGAAGAAGAAUCUCCAAAAACAAAUUAAAAAAUCAAAUAAAAUAGAAUGUAUAAAAGAUAUUUAUCUUCAUUAUUUGGAAGUACACUGUUUAUAUCUAUAAAA